Tribolium madens (black flour beetle) is the source of this 1303-nucleotide messenger RNA. RefSeq names its product protein spindle-F. The record is from RefSeq and is a predicted model, not a curated record. The transcript is spliced from 2 exons. Lineage: Eukaryota; Metazoa; Arthropoda; Insecta; Coleoptera; Tenebrionidae. Bases 203 to 1204 code for a protein of 333 amino acids.
GUAACCAAUGCACUCAUCUCUUUCCGUGUUGACAAACUGUGUUGUGACAGUUCUUAUCACAUUUUUUUGCCAAAUUUCUUGAACUCAUUAUUCACACAAUAUCGGGGACUUCCCACAAAAAUCAAACGGUUUUAUUUUGCGCGAGACAGUUUAGGCGCAGUGAAGUGUGGUUAUGUCAUAAAUUUAAACAACCGUGAAAAGUAUGGAAGAGCCUAUUGGGGCCCAGUAUGCAGUUCAUGUGGCUUUGCAAACUCUCAAAGACCGCUGCAAGAACCUCCAAGAGAUGGUAACAACUCUCGAGGAAGAAAACCUUAAUUUAAAAGGUCAGUUGAGUAAGAGUGAACACAGUAGUGUCUCGUUGUCCGAUUUCGAUAAAUUAAAAGCACAAGUGACUGAAUUGACCGAAAAUAAGCUUCAAUUAUUGAAUAAAGUUAAAAUGGUGACAAACGAAAAUCAAGAAUUGUGGAAUAAGUUAAGUAGGUUAAGUCAUGUUAAUCACAAUCUGGGGACACAGUUGAGUAAAAUCAACGACUCGUUAGUGCAGUAUACUUCGAAAAAUAAAGAGUCACAUACACCGUUGAUUAGGUCGAAAACCUUCACCCAGGACGAACCACAUACUAAAGUGCUUCAAAAGAAUAUUGAAGAAAAUGGGAAGAUUUGUGCAGAGUUAGAAGAAAUUUCUUUAAAAAUAAUCAAUGGUUUUGCACAGGACAAGAGCGAACUUGAUUCUCUCUAUUCAGAUAUUCGGGGAGUUCAGUGGAGCGAGAAUAUUAUAUCGGAAUCUUGUGGAUUUCAAUAUGACGACUAUGAAAAUAAUAUUAUAGACAAUUUCAAUAGUAUUUUGGAAGAAUUGAAGACAACUAAGCAGACUGUAGCUAAUCAGAGAGUGGCCUUGCAAUUAGCCUUAAGUAAAUUAAAUAAUAUACAAGAGACUAAACGGAAGAGAAUCUGUGAUAGUAAAAUAGUGGAGAAAAAGGAAAUGGUGGACAAAAGUAUAUCAACAGUUAAUUUAUGUGAAACCAGAGAAUCUCCUACUAAAACCACCAGUCACGCACUUCCAGAAUCCAGUUUUCAAGACCCUCCAGAAACCACGGAUAUGAUUUGCCCCAUAUGUUGCAAGAAUUUCAACGGUGGAUUGAGUUUUCAAGUGUUUCAGGAUCAUGUUGAAAAGCAUUUUACAGAGGAAACUUUUGAAUUAUUGUGAUAGGAUUCAUAUAACUUAUGAUUAUCAAAGUAUUAUAUUUUUCGUCUUAAUCGUUUGGAUGUUAGGUUAAUAAAUUAAAGACGAACAGUUAUUUUCUAA